AUGGCGCAAGGCAAUGUGACGCGCAUCAAAAACAUCUUGAAUGAAGCUGAUGUGGACCGAACUGAGCUCACACCUGCUCAAGUAAAGGUCUACAUAAAGAAGGUAGAAACUUCCUACACCGAGUAUCACCAAUAUCACCAGCAAAUAAUGGCGAGUGUACCACUGAACAAGCGAGAAGAACAAGACGUGAAGUUCCUGAAUUUCGAAACUUUGCACGAGCAGGUGUCGACCAUUCUCGAAACUUGGCUCGGGAACCUUACCGCACCUCCACGAGUUCAGGAGCAACAAGCCAUCCCAUUGGCCGUGAAUCAGCAACCCAUUGUUAUCCAGCAGUCCCUACCUCGUGCCAUUCCCACGUUUGACGGGAGAUACGAGAGCUGGAAAAAGUUCAAGAUAAUGUUCCGGGACGCUGUGGAUCGCACCAACGAAGCACCAAGGAUCAAGUUAUAUCACCUCGAGAAGGCUCUCGUUGGUGACGCUGCAGGACUAAUAGACGUCAAGACAAUCAGCGAUGGAAAUUACGACCAUGCCUGGCAACUGCUGAAUGAACGGUUCGAGGAUAAGCGGCGCAUGAUCGAUAUACAUAUCGCCGGCUUACUAGGAGUGACAAAAUUGUCGAAGGUGGAUUUUUCUGAGCUGAGAGCGCUGGUCGAGACAAUCAGUGGUCAUGUGGAGAAUCUUAAAUUCCUUAACCAAGAAUUCACUGGAAUUUCGGAACCUAUCGUCGUGCACUUGAUCGCCCGAGUCCUGGAUACUACAACGAAGAAACUGUGGGAGUCUACAAUACGAAGAGUUCGUGUGGAUCCAGUGGAGGAGCUUAUGCAGAAGUUUUGGGAGGUGGAAAGCGUGUCACCAGAGACUGUUCCAUCAUGCGAGGAGGAGCAAUGUGAGGCACAUUUUGCUGCAACCUAUCGCCGAGAUGAUAGUGGUCGUUACAUCGUACAACUUCCAUUGAAGGACAUCGCUUCGCAGCUAUCAAAUUCUCGUUCCAUGGCCCUGCGCAGAUUUUACAUGCUCGAAUCAAAGCUACAGCACCAUCCAGAUUUGAAAGCCCAGUAUGAUGCCUUUCUGGACGAAUACGAGGAGCUCGGACACUGUCGGGAGGUGAAGGAAUGCGACGACCCACCUGGAUUGCAGACAUGGACGCAACGUAGAAAGCAUUUUGAGAGUCCCCAGUUCAUCCAAGUCGUCCUGGCCCUGAGUUUAGAUGUGGAUUGA
Molecule: messenger RNA, 1218 nt
Organism: Ochlerotatus camptorhynchus
Lineage: Eukaryota; Metazoa; Arthropoda; Insecta; Diptera; Culicidae
Exons: 3
Coding region: 1-1218 (405 amino acids)
Source: RefSeq, a predicted model, not a curated record